Aegilops tauschii subsp. strangulata is the source of this 956-nucleotide messenger RNA. RefSeq names its product small ribosomal subunit protein eS24z-like. Gene Ontology annotation, molecular function: structural constituent of ribosome. The record is from RefSeq and is a predicted model, not a curated record. NCBI's taxonomy places the organism in Eukaryota, Viridiplantae, Streptophyta, Magnoliopsida, Poales, Poaceae. Gene Ontology annotation, cellular component: ribosome. Gene Ontology annotation, biological process: translation.
UUUUUCUUUUAAUUUUUAAGUUUUUUAGGCAAUCUCGCAAAGCUUUUGAUUUUUUUUAAGUGUUUAUUCUUUUGCUUUUGAGGGGAUGAGGUGAUUCUAAGUUUUUUUUUUUCUUUUUGACAAUCUGAGGUGUUGAGGGGACUCCAAGUGUUCAUUCGAAGUGUACUCCUCGAGCCCAUCUAUAUUAUCCGAACGAAGCCCACAGUGCCACGCUAUAUAAGCCGAGUGCCCCCAUAGGGUUUUCCAGCGGCGGAACAAACCCGAACGCAUCCUGUGGAUCACACCUUCUCGUCUCCCACCUCUCCGCCGGCGGCCAACUCCAACCAUGGCGGACUCGAAGGCCAGCGCGGCGGUCACCCUCCGCACCCGCAAGUUCAUGACCAACCGCCUCCUCUCCCGGAAGCAAUUCGUGCUUGAGGUGAUCCACCCCGGCAAGGCCAACGUCCCCAAGGCGGAGCUCAAGGAUAAGCUGGCCAAGAUGUACGACGUGAAGGACGCCAACUGCAUCUUCGUGUUCAAGUUCCGCACGCAUUUCGGAGGCGGCAAGUCCACCGGAUUCGGUCUCAUCUACGACAACCUCGACGCAGCCAAGAAGUUCGAGCCCAAGUACCGCCUGAUCAGGAAUGGUCUUGCUACUAAGGUUGAAAAGUCUCGCAAGCAAAUUAAGGAGCGUAAGAACAGAUCUAAGAAGAUCCGUGGUGUCAAGAAGACCAAGGCCGAUGCCGGGAAGAAGAAGAAGUAAACAUCCAUUCACAUUUGGUUUACACUCUCGGCGGUUUAGUGGCGGCGACAUCAUUAUGUCCUUAUUAGUUUUUUUCUCCUCCAUGCUGAAGUGAGGUUUUUCUCAUUCCUGGAUGUGAACCUAGCUGGUUGGAAUAACGCCUUGUGACAUUUACAUCCAUGCUUAGAGCUAAAGUGUUAAUGGAAGCUUUGACAAAGCAGGUUUCUCGUCCAAA